CCAAGUUAGAGACUCUCCUUGACAACACGAACGUUUGUUUUCUGCCUCCCUAGAAACCGCUGACGGUACUUAUGGUAACGUUACUGAUGAAUCUCUUAAGCCAGUAUCGCAACCUACAUAACAGCAAAGCUAAACAACGGGCAAGAACUCUGAAUGUUUUGCUUUUUAAUAGUAAAAUCUGACGUUCGAACGCUCUCAGUGAACUCAACAGCUCAGCUGUAUUUAGGGAAAUCCACGCGUCCAUGGAGGCGGCGCUUAACGUUACUGGAGUUCACUAAAGAGCUAGACAGUGUUCAGCCCUGCAGUCAGUCUACCUUUGACUCAACGUUAAACAGUUGAUUUCGAUACGAGUAAGUUAAGUUAAUUAUAUUAUGGGUCGUUUUCUGAAUUGUUUCGUCCAGUGAUUUCUAUCCUGGCUGCCAUUUGAAAACUCUCCAUCGACAGACUGCAGCGUUCCCGCAGUGCUACCCCUGUAUUGGUUUUAAGGUUCUUCUAGACACCCUCAGUCCUCUCAGAGAUGCUGAACCAAAGCACAAACAUUGAGAAGGACUUCCAAGCACCUGAUUAAAAAAGAACUGCCGCCAUCUCCCUGUCUUCAUCUACCUCUGCCUUCAAACAUCCAAAGUCCAGUCUCAAAAGAAUAUGGCAUUUUUAAUGAAAAAGAAGAAGUUCAAGUUUCAGAUACACUUCACCCUGGAGGAGCUUACGGCUGUGCCGUUUGUGAAUGGGAUGCUCUUCUGCAAAAUCAGGCUGUUGGAUGGUGGAGACUUUUCCAUUUCUUCAUCCAGACAGGAGGUUCAGGAGAACUGUGUUCGCUGGCGAAAGAAGUUCUCCUUUGUGUGUAAGAUGAGUGCCAGUCCUGCCACGGGGGUCCUGGACCCCUGCAUUUGCCGAGUGUCUGUGCGUAAGGAACUUAAAGGUGGAAAGGCUUUUUCAAAGCUGGGCUUUGCUGACCUCAACUUGGCGGAGUUUGCUGGUUCAGGCUCCACUGUUCGCUGCUGUAUACUAGAGGGCUACGACACCAAGAACACUCGGCAGGACAACUCCAUACUUAAAGUUACCAUUGGCAUGACUCUUCUCUCUGGAGAUCCCUGCUUCAAAACGCCUGUGAGCACAGCUAAGACCAUUGCCAUGGCUGGGCAGGACCCCUCUCUGCAGCUGGACCGCAAGGGAGAGGGCACCGCUGACCACUCUGCACCGGCCCUCGGUGGCAGCACUCGCCGAUCGUUCAAAAGCAGACCCUCUGGAGGACUUCAGGAGGGACUGGAGGAGAACCUGUCCAGUCCAGAUGAAGUGUUUCACACGGGACAUUCUCGCAACUCCAGCUUUGCCAGCCAACAGAGCAAAAUCUCAGGCUACAGUACGGAGCACUCUCACUCCAACAGCCUGACAGAUCUGUCCCAGCACCGGCGGAACACCUCCACCAGCAGCAGCAACACAUCAGGAGGAACGUCUACAACUAUCGAGAGCCCCGUAGAGCCGGACAAAGAAGUGGUAAAACAAGAGAGACCCCCACGUCCCCCACGACCUGCUCUGCCCCCGAACAGACCCUCAAGGAGAAAGAAGGACACUGUUGAGAACCAUCCCACAUGGGUAGACGACACACGCAUUGAUGCAGAUGAUAUUGUGGAGAAGAUUGUGCAGAGUCAGAACUUUGCGGAUGUCAGCAACAAUGAAGACAGCAAUUUAACUCUAUUCGUCAGUAGGGAUGGCACCACAGCAUUAAGUGGCAUACAGCUUGUCAACAGGGUGUCUGCGGGUGUUUUUGAACCGGUGGUGAUUGAGAGCCAUUAGAUCUCUGAGGCCACAGUAGAUACUCUCUCACACAGCAACUGCCUUUUUUUUUAUUUUUAAAUGAUGGAGAGCGCAAGACAGGGACUGUAUGUCAGACUGGGCACCUGACUUCACAACUUGCUCCUCUUAUGCAUCUGACGUAUUACUCGCCUAUUAAAACCAUAACACCCUUAUCAUGCAUUACAUUCGCUGAAAAAACAGUGGUGGGUACGUUCAUUGUUUUAUGAUUAAGAAUGAAUUAAUCAUAAAGAUUUUACAGCGGAUUACAAACUACUUGAAAUGCCUUAAGAAAUGAGGCAAGAUGGGAGCUUCAGUCUAACACUGUGAAAUAUGAGGGCAGUCCAAAGGUUUUAGAAAGAAAAUUUUGUUCAAUAUUAUAUUAAAAUGUUAGAAGCAUUUCGCAUAUUAUUUAAUGAUUUAAAGUGGGAUGAUUUAAUGUCUUCUGUUUUUUGUGAUGCAUUUCACACCCGUUAAAUACAAACCACUGAAAUCCACCUGCCCUUGCAUACAUUCUAAUAAUGCAGUUUAGUCAAUAACAAGCCCAUUAGCCUGUGAUAAACAUGGAUUAAUAUACAUGAAAUCAUGUAUGGCUGGCCAUACAUAUAUGUCAGAGGCAAAGAAAACAGUUAAGCUAUUCCCCCACAUACAGUAGCCACUUUCAGUAUCACACUCACACACUCAGUAUCAUAUGUUCCAGCAGGACUGGUGAAGAUGAAAUACAUAAAUAUACUGUACUGCCCCCGCUCUUUCUCUUUCUCUUCCUAUGGAAAAUUCCCAGUACAUUUCUAACUUCGUCUGUCAGUAUUUCAGUUUAUUUCACUAUUCUAAUCUUUGACUCUGCUGCUGGUUUCAGCUUUGAGUAUUUGUGUGACUGGGAGUUUUGGCUCUGACAGCUCUGUGGUGGGUGCAGACACCACAACAAGCACAGCCAUUUGUGGGAUUCUCUCACUAGGGUCUUGUUAGGAUCAAAAUGGUCAUAUCCAGUGAGAUCCUGCAUUGUGCCGUCAAAUAUAAAGUAAGAGCAAAUGAUUUGGAGAAUCCUUUUUGUAUGACCCCACUGAAUAAUUCCAUUGUUUGUAGGGCUAGAUCAGAGACCGUGACUCAUAGUCACACGUCUGUCCUUGACGCCUGCCUCUGUGUUUCUGACCAGCACCUGGUGUGCAAUAGGAAACAGUGUACAAUAGACAUGACAGUGAAAUAGAGAGAACGGAAGGCCCGGUUUUCUGUUUCUCUGUCAUGUACUGCUUGUUUGUCAUCUAAUUAGCUAUUCAUGAUCUUUGUCAUUGAGAUGAAUCUUUCUCAGUUGAUCUGAGAGCAUUCACCACAUUAAAGACAGACAUUUUGUUUUAUUUUUUGUCAGUUGUGAGAAAAGUGCAAUGUGGGCUUGUUGUUUUGCAAAAGCCCAUUUUAAUGAGUUCUUUCAGGGAAUUGAGCCCUGAAAUAUUUCACCUGUCCAGUGGCUUAAAAUGACACGUUUGAACAGAAUCACUGUUCACUAGUAUACUAGAGAGGUGAGGGUUAGUUACAUUCACAUUCAUAUUAAUUAACAUUCUUGUUAUUAAUGCCAUUAAAAAAGGAGUCUGUGGCAUGAUCCAGCUGCUUCUCUACAGGAUUAGCACUCCUGGAAAUUUAAAGUAACACUAACUUUUAAAGGGCAAAAUAUACAGUAUGAUAGUUAUGCGGCCUGAUAAAGCGUGUUCUGGAUGUUUCUGCUUAGCUAGUAUAAGGGGAUUCUCUGAAGACACUGAAAAACGUAUCUAAUUCUUUUUAUUGUUUACUCUUUGUCGCUUUCAUCUACUCUUACACAAAAAAAGCUAUUAGUAACUAGGAACAAUAACUCUAUCCUGUCGUCUUUAUUUUCGAGCCAGCGGGCUGGUUCACUGGAAUCUCUAUCAGGGGGAUUUGAUGUCAAAUAAUUCUAAGUCUAACAUUUGUGUUGAAAUAAUGACCAUCUGUGGUUCUUGUUCUUUCUCUCUUCUCUCUCUUUGUCUCACAAACACUUUUGUAAUGUUUUUAGUGAUAAUUUACAUGUAAUAUGUGAUCUUUCUAAUGCAGAAGAGUAGAUAUAUUUACACAUAUUUAUUUAUAUAUAUAUAUAUAUAUAUAUAAUAUAUAUAUAUAUAUAUAUAUAUAUAUAUAUAUAUAUAUAUAUAUAUAUAUAUAUAUAUAUAAACUUGAUUUAAGAUGCUGUUGCAGGGAGCAGACUGGGAUAUAUAUGCAAAAGUUGGAAGCAAGAGGGAUGAUGUCAUUUAUAGUUUUCGUACAUUUCAGUAAUCUGGAGCUUUUGUUCUCUUUAAAAAUAAGUUUGUUUAAUCCAUGCAUGCACGUUUAUUUAUUUAUAUAUGAAAUAAAUAUUGUUUUAAAUAUGUAAAUCUAAGGUUUGAACAGCAUUGAGCGGCACAGGCUCCAGGAUACUGAAACCUCAGAUGAUAUAUAUGUAAAGUUCACUACAACAGCACUUAAAUACCGAGGACUAACUAACGUCACUCACACACUCUCCAGAAUGUUGAUCUUCAUUUCUCCUGUACUAUCGUAAAGGAUGAAAGCUUUAUGCACUUACAGAAAGCUUUCAAUGAUAACAUCCAUAUUAAUGACAGCAACAUUCAUAAAGUGAAAUACAUUCUGGAGAUUUCUUUAAAAAUGAAUUUACCACUAAAGUACUAUGGAAAUGAAUUUAUUUUUCUGAUUGUGACAAAUAUUUAUAUAUAAGCAAUGUGGUGUUGCUCCAAAGUUUUCUUGGAUUUAUGUUUGGUUUCAUGCAUGGAGAGGAUACUUUCUAAUGAUGGACUGGAACUAUAUUUCUACACUCAAAUGUGAAUGUUUCUUUCUUUAACGUAACUGUCAGGUGAGGUUAUCUGUAUGUAUUAUUUGGGGGAAAUAAAGAUAAUUUUGGGUAAUAAAUAAAAAUAUUUGUUGUGUGAUUUAUUUAACAUCCAGCUAGGCUAUUAUAUGAUUUACUUAUGAACUAGUUUUUAUUGCUAGUACACGGAAUGCACGUGUGCUAAUUAGCUGUAGUAAUGAAGCUGAAACUAAAUAUAAUCUACAAACUGUACCAAUUUGUUCAGUCUUAACUUAGUUCCUUUAACUAAACUUAGUUCCUUCGAUAGAUUAACUUAGUAUUUUUGACAUGUAGACAUUGUGUUGGUGCUAUACAUGAAAUUAAACAAGAUAACCAGAUGAUUGUGGAAUAUAUUCUUGAACAGUCUUGAAACUGCUUCUGUAACUCAAACUCACCCGAUUCCUGCUCUCUGAUACAAAAAGAUCAUAUGUUAAUAUGAAAUGUGCAUUUAGCGCGGAUUCGAGCGCCCUCGUGUGCUGGAAAUUUUUGAGAGCUUUAAAAAAAAAAAAAAAAAAAAAACUACAUUUCCCAGCACGACUUCCGUUGUUCGUCGGAAGUACAUUUCAAAAUCAGGACAUUUUGGUUUCAUGCGGAAGUGACACGUUCAUAAUGGCAACAGGAGCAGAUCAAGCUGUUGGUUUUGGACUCCUUGGUUUUAGUCUGUCGCUGUUUACAUAUUACACCAUUUGGGUCAUAGUCUUGCCUUUUGUAGACAGUGACCAUGUGAUCCACAGCUAUUUUCUUCCACGCGAAUAUUCAGUCAUACUUCCUGGAGUUGCAGCAUUAAUCCUCUUACUUUUUGUUGGCACCUUCAUAGGGGUGGUAACAUGGAAGAAUCGAAAACCUAAGAAAGUUGAUUAAGACUCUCCAGGCUGUCGUGAUUCAUCUGGUCACAAGAACGAACUGUUGAUUUCACUCAUGUACCACUUCCUGUACACAGCCGCGUGAAGAUCAACUCCAAAGCUGCUCUUCUGAAUUCCAGUUAUUAGACAUCUUCAGGUGGUUCUUAAAAUAAACAACAAAAUAGAUUUCAUUAAUAGCCAGAGCAGUACUGAACAUGUAGCUGCUUAGUAGUCUGUUUGAGCUUUGUGCACCCAGUGGCCACAACCUUGAUUGAAGCCACACUACACUACCUGUGACAUGUUUAGCUUUGGAGAAUUCUUUCCAUAGUCAGGGAGAUAAAUGCAAAUUUAGGCACCUAAGAGAUGGGGUAGAUUUAUGUAUAGUGUGUAUCUGGAAGACAUCUAAAUGGAAUAUGAGAUUUCUCUUUUUGUUUAGUCAUGCUUUAAGUUGAGAUUCAGCUGUUCUUUUAUGUUGUAAAUAGAUGUAUUUAAAAACUGGAGUGCUUGAUUCUAGCAGCAGAAUAAUUCAGGACAACAAUCUAUAAAGAAUGAGAAAGAGAACUUUUUGUAAUAUAAACAAUCCCACAUUAAAAUGAAUAGAAAUAUGCUUAACUUUA
This is a messenger RNA of Cyprinus carpio (common carp), 6092 nucleotides long. It is a transcript of the gene eeig1b, whose product is annotated as estrogen-induced osteoclastogenesis regulator 1b. NCBI's taxonomy places the organism in Eukaryota, Metazoa, Chordata, Actinopteri, Cypriniformes, Cyprinidae. The record is from RefSeq and is a predicted model, not a curated record.